GCGGGCUCUUGUAGCACUUCUGCGCGGCUGAUUGGCUCCGUUUUGAAAGUGGGAAGUUCCUGUGCGCCGGUGUCUCCCUGGAUGCGCAAGACGCCAUUUUGGAGAGACAGCGUAAGAUAACGGAAAGAUCGAGAAGCUGCCCUUUCUAAAGCUUCGUCACCAUGGGGAAUAUGUUUGGGCAGAUAUUCAAAGGCCUUUUUGGCAAAAAAGAGAUGAGAAUUCUUAUGGUGGGGCUUGAUGCUGCUGGAAAAACAACCAUCCUGUAUAAACUGAAACUCGGAGAGAUAGUCACCACCAUUCCCACCAUUGGUUUUAAUGUUGAAACUGUAGAAUACAAGAACAUCAGCUUCACAGUGUGGGACGUAGGCGGUCAGGACAAAAUCAGGCCACUGUGGCGCCACUACUUCCAGAACACUCAAGGGCUUAUAUUUGUUGUGGACAGCAACGACAGAGAGAGAGUGAACGAGGCACGGGAAGAAUUGUCCAGAAUGCUUUCCGAAGAUGAGCUCAGAGAUGCCGUGCUGCUUGUUUUUGCAAAUAAACAGGAUCUACCCAACGCUAUGAACGCUGCAGAGAUCACAGACAAGCUGGGUUUGCAUUCACUUCGUCACCGUAACUGGUACAUCCAGGCCACCUGCGCCACCAGCGGAGACGGCUUGUACGAGGGCUUGGACUGGCUCUCCAACCAGCUGAAGAACUCCCCGAAAUGAUCCAUUCCACCAGUUUUGAUUUAUUAUUUUUUGUUUGUUGUUUAUUUUUUUCUGUUUCAACACAGUGGCAGCACCGGAUUAAGGCCCCUUGCGCCCCAAACCUUUUACCCAACUUUGAACGCCAGCUCUUUUUCUUCCGAGAACAUCUUUCAUUCCCUACCGACUUCCUCCUGCUUCCUCCCAUUGUCAGUGCUCCCGGGGCUCUAGCCUGUGCUGCUUGUGUGUGCGCGUGGGUGUGCGUGUGUGUACCUAGUGUGUCCAGCGAGUGCGUGUGGGUGUGAAGGCGUCUCUGUGUACGUUGGCUGGGAUUGGGAGUAACCCUGGCGUGCCUUUUACACACCUCCUGUGGAAUCAGCAGUCCGGUUUCUCAAGCCCCACCUCAUCAUCGAACCACCAUACUCAGUCUACCCCCACUUCCAGUCUUGCACGACCCCCUUCUCCCCACCCUUACUCUGCAGAGAAAAGCAUGGUUUUCAUAAGGCCAAGAACGAGCAAGGGUGCAAGCUCUCCUCCCGCUGUAGGAUACUCUUUGAAAAGUGCACCAGAUGUAGAAUGAAUGCUAGUUCAAUUUAACCUUUGAUUUACAAACCUUAUUAGCCCACCACUCAGUGAUUUCAGUAAAUUGCAUCUUAACCUGUAUCAGGUCAAAGCAAAUCACAGAACGCACAUCCUCGUUCAUUCUGCUGUCCUUUGAAAAUUAUGCUCUUUGUUUUUAUUAUUAUAUUGGAAUAUAACAGAUUAUUCUUAGCAAAUGGUUCUUGGAUGAACACUACCUUUCUCCCCACUAAGUAUGACCGUGAAGCACAAGGCAAGCCAACAAUCUCGGUUGAAUUGAAGAGAAUAAAAUGUACUUUAAAAAUUCAAACUGUAUGCAAUUCUGUUAUGUUAAAUCUCCUUCAUUUGAAUUGGAUCUAUUGGAGGACCUUUUUAAUCAUUACCAUGACUGUUCUUGGGUUGGUGAAAAAAGGUCUUGGGCAUUUCGCACAUUCUUUCAGCUGUUCAGGUGGCGACAGGUGUCCUCCUACAUUCACAGGCUUCACAUUAUAUUCCUUUAAACGAUGUUACAUAUGUUUAUUUUCUGUGACUAGUUUUAGCAUCUUUCUAUUUGUAUAAUGACUGCUGAACCAAAUGCAUUUGAGCAGUAUGACAAAUCUUAAGUGAAAGUUGUGCAUUUUGAGGGCCUACUGUCAUAAACCGCAGUUUUACAUUGACCUGAGAAUCGGAAAGCAUCCAGUAGUCUGUAAUUUCCUGGUUGGGAUGAAGGAUGGCACCACAAAUGAAGGCUCAAUAACUGUGAAUAGGCCAGACGAUUGAAAAGAGGAAACCUAGUCUGGGUGUUUGCUGACUCCUGCACUGCAUAUUUCAUGACUGAUUACUUAAAACCAACAUGACUACAACUCACAGCGGCCCCUCGUCUGAAAAGUUGGAGGGACUGGUGUACCUGUGUAGGGGUGUGCAGGCCAAACUGGUUGUGAGAUUUCAGGCGUCCUCAGUGUUGAACCAAUGGGGGUAAAGCUGGCACUUCUGUCAUAAGGAUGAUUGUAAAUCUGUAAGUACCCUGUAAACUGUUUCUGUGGGGAUUUCCUGAUCACAUUAAUAAACACAAUUUGACCCAAA
This is a messenger RNA of Boleophthalmus pectinirostris (great blue-spotted mudskipper), 2327 nucleotides long. It is a transcript of the gene arf2b, whose product is annotated as ADP-ribosylation factor 2b. The transcript is spliced from 5 exons. The record is from RefSeq and is a predicted model, not a curated record. Bases 162 to 710 code for a protein of 182 amino acids. Gene Ontology annotation, cellular component: cytoplasm; plasma membrane. Lineage: Eukaryota; Metazoa; Chordata; Actinopteri; Gobiiformes; Gobiidae. Gene Ontology annotation, molecular function: GTP binding; GTPase activity. Gene Ontology annotation, biological process: vesicle-mediated transport; intracellular protein transport.